AAUUUCCAAUAAAUAAGUACGAGCCGCCACUUGAGAGCGCAUUCCGCAUACGCUUUUCAGUAAGCACGCAGCAUCAGUAUGGCUUCAAAAUAUUCUUCCGCUGUUUUCGUCACAUUUCUGCUGGCGUUGAGCUUGUCGAAUGCAAGUCCCAUAUCUUCAAUCCUGCAGCUGCCAGCAACGCUGGGAAACAUUAUAACCAAUAACUUGAUGUUAUUGAAUAAACUUCCAAUAAUUUCCCAAAUAAUUGGUGGUCCCACUACGACAACGAGCGCGUCUAUUCUCCAUGCUCCUGUACCUUCAAGUUCGUCGCAAGCUACAACUGCCGUUGGUGGUGCUACUGAAACUAGUCCAGGCAUUGCUGCUCAAACGUCUGUUGUUGUACCAGCUACUGCUGCGCCUGUGAAUCAAGCACCUUCGACUGUAGCUGCUGCUCUUCAGCCGCCUGGUGGCGUGAGUGAAGCUGCCGUCAAUGGCGAUGUAACCGCAACUGGUAGUUCCACGGUUGCUGCGGAGAGCCCUGCUAUGUAAAUUUAGCAAGGACCUCUUAUAUUAGAGAGUCGACUUGAAAAUUAAUCUUCAUGUGGGUGUUUUGAAUUAAAUAUAAAUUACUUUACUAAUAAAUAAAAUUUUAUCAUAAAGAGAGCGUUUUGUUUCAGAAAAAUUAUAAAUAAAAGAAGAAGAUUGCAGAAAA
Molecule: messenger RNA, 691 nt
Organism: Ceratitis capitata (Mediterranean fruit fly)
Lineage: Eukaryota; Metazoa; Arthropoda; Insecta; Diptera; Tephritidae
Exons: 2
Coding region: 79-528 (149 amino acids)
Source: RefSeq, a predicted model, not a curated record